GUAAAAUUCGGAAUGGCGUCUAAAGCUUUUCUGACCUAAUUAAAAAGAGAAAAAAAAAACCAAAUUGGCGACCGAUCCCGAACCCGAGUACCCGCUCUGUAGCCUCAACCGAUUCGGCACGAGCAAAAGCUCAUAUCGAAAGAAACUAGUUCCUACAGAGUUUAGAUCCCGAGGCUCAAAAUCCCGCCUGGAAAGGAAGCAACGCGCAGCCUAGCCAACAUCAUACUUGGCACCUAACUUACCUACCUACCUACCUACCUACCUAGGAGCUCCGUACCUAUUACCUAGCGACUGGAAACAAUCCAAUAUUGGCGGAUAACCCUAUGUAAUCCGGGCGAAACAUCUUCACAUCUAUCCCUUUUAUUAGGUAGUUAAGUACCUACUUACGAAAGAAAGACCGCAAAGAUGUCCGACGUCGAGGCCAAGCCAGAGUUCCAGCAGUGGCACGUCACGUCGCCGUACCUGCACCUGCACUGCGGGCUAGGCGAGGGGCCGUACUACGAGGCGGCGACGCACAGCCUGCGGUUCGUGGACAUCAAGAAGCGGCGGGUGCACGUCGUCAAGGACCUGAGCAACCCUGCGCCGGACCCCGCGUCCGCGUCCGACGUCGAGACCAUCCAGCUCGACACGCCCGUCACCGUCACCGCCGACAUCGACGGCGUCGACCCUAGCGAGCGCUUCCUCAUCGGCGCCAAGUACGGCAUCGCCGUCCUCGACCGCCGCGCCGGCACCUACCAGUACGUCGCCCGCUUCAGCGGAGCCGCCGCCGCCGACAACGAGCGUCUGCGCAGCAAUGACGGCGCCGUCGAUCCUCAUGGCCGUUUUUGGCUCGGGACAAUGACCGAUAUCGGUCUUGACUUGCAGCCCGAAGGCUCCCUCUUCCUCUUCGACGGCGCCCGCCCCGGCGUGUGCAAGCAGCACCCCGUCACGAUCCCCAACUCGGUGAGCUGGUCGCCCGACCGCACAACCCUCUACUUCACCAACUCGACCGAGCGCCAGAUCCUCGCCUUCCCCUACGACCCGCGCACCGGACACGUCGACACCACCACCACCUCCUCCUCCUCGUCGCCAACAGUCCUCUACCACCACCCCGGCCCCGGCGAGCCCGACGGCUGCCGCGUCGACGUCGACGGCUACCUCUGGCAGGCCGUCUACGGCGAGGGCCGCGUCCUCAAGAUCUCCCCCCGCGGACAGGUCGUGGGCGAGAUCAGGCUGCCGACGAGGAACGUCACGUGCACGCAGUUCGUGGGCACGGAGCUGCUCAUCACGACGGCGGCGAUGGAGGAGGGGGAGGGGACGGAGGAGGAGGUGCGGAUGGGGGGCGCCUUGUUCAGGGUCGAUGUUGGGGUUAAGGGGCUCGAGCCGUUUUUGUUCAAGUUGGGGGGCUCGUGAGGGAGGGAGGGUUGGACUGAGUUAUGGUUUCAUGGAUGGUUUUGGUGGGCUGGUGGUGGCUUGUGGCUUGUGGUUGUGGUGGACGAGGGCCCGGGAUGCUUGGAAAUAGAUACCUAUCUACUUCGGUACCUAAGGUAGGCACUAGGUAGGUAUAGGGGAUGGGAAACACUUACCUGGGCACCUAUUGGUAGAUAGGUAGGCAAGAAAGAAGGAUUAGGUAGGGUAGGGUAGGCAGGUAGGCAGGCAGGCAGGUAUUUACGAGGUUUACAUGAGCUAGAGCACUAGAUUAUAUGCCUACUUAGGUACCUACCUACCUAACCUAAAUGGUUAUAGAUGUCAUGAUACGGAGUGUCA
Messenger RNA from Hypoxylon fragiforme, 1746 nucleotides. RefSeq lists its product as uncharacterized. Gene Ontology annotation, molecular function: calcium ion binding; gluconolactonase activity. The coding region runs from base 406 to 1392 and encodes 328 amino acids. The record is from RefSeq and is a predicted model, not a curated record. NCBI's taxonomy places the organism in Eukaryota, Fungi, Ascomycota, Sordariomycetes, Xylariales, Hypoxylaceae. The transcript is spliced from 3 exons. Gene Ontology annotation, biological process: L-ascorbic acid biosynthetic process.